This is a messenger RNA of Caenorhabditis briggsae, 267 nucleotides long. The transcript has 3 exons. The record is from RefSeq and is a predicted model, not a curated record. The coding region runs from base 1 to 267 and encodes 88 amino acids. Lineage: Eukaryota; Metazoa; Nematoda; Chromadorea; Rhabditida; Rhabditidae.
AUGUUCAAGAUUCUUUCCAUCCUCUUCUUCUUCUUUUUCACUAUUUCAUUUGCCCGUCCAAAUGAAAUGCUCUCUGGAGUUGUUAACACUGCUCUGGAUACCGUUCAUAAUGUGGCAGAGACAGGAACAGGAGCUGUUCAAGGAGUUAUUGAUGGAGUAGUCCCAGCAGCUGGUGCUGCUGUUCAGAGUGUUGGUGGAGUUGCCCAAGGUCUCGUUGACAUGGUUCCAGAACUUCCGAUUGGAGGGGCCCAACAACCAUCUAAAUAA